GGAUUAGUAACACAACCAAGGAAAGAAUGAGUGAGUUUGAAGAUAUGCCUGUAGAAACUUCCCAAAGUGAAAAGCAAAGAGAAAAAAGGAAUUUAAAAAAACCAGAAUGUCCACAUACAAUAGCUGUAAAUAACCUCAUGAGCAUAGAUAAUAAUAAAACGAAAUAGAGUUUUUAAUAUUUGCUACUGUUAUUUUUAAUGUAAUUUAUUCAGUUCUAAUUUUUACAAUAAUGGCAGUUUAAAAGCCAGCUCAGAAAAUUCCUGCAAGUUUAGCAAGUGGCUCUGAAAAGUAAAUACGAACUGGCUCAGCACUUGAGAUAACUUAGAGACUCACUGGAAGUACCAUAUUCAGAUUUAAAUACUAUUUUCCAGGUUCCAUUAUAUGCUAAACACUAUGCUGAAGAAAUUUGCAUACAUUAGCUCAUUUAAUUCUCAUAUCUCCAUGAAAUAGAUACUAUCUCCAUUUGCUUAUUUAAAAAAAUGAGGAUUACUCUAUUGAAAGUCAGGCAACUAGAAUAUGGCAAAACUAAGAUUUGAGCCCAGGUCAGUGCUCUUUCUACUCACUGCCUUCUGGAGCUUACAGUAUAAUAAAACUGGGGACAAGUAAAAAGAUAACUAACACUUGAUCACUCCAUUUUCCUGAAGUUAUUUAGCACACUCCCAGUCCAGCCCCAUCAUGAACCCAUAAAUCAUGAGCCUCUUUAGACAAAGGGAGUGUCAAUUAUUAUAAUUCUUCAGAACACUACCAUGGUUACCAAACACAGUGCUCCAACCUGGACAUUCCAGAAGAGGACAGGGAGAAGCUGAGAUGGCCUUCUUCAAUUUACAUCUAUUGGGAUAUCAAAAUUCCUUUCAGCACAAGAAAAGGGACACAACUGAAAAAACAAACCAGAAGGAACCGGUGCCCAUGAAGCUUCCCCCAAUUAACUCAGAAGAUGGGAAUUAUUCUGUGCACAAGAAUAGCCACACAAGGUACCACAAAGCAGUACGGAAGGUGUUGUUAAAGACAUUCCCCAAUCAAGUCUUCAGAAUGCCCUUGACUGAUGCUCAGAACUUCAGCUUCUGGAGGUCCCAUGAUCCAGGAGUGCGCCCAGAGGAUACCAUGCCCUGGAUCCGGGGCCCUCACCACUGCCUCAUUAAAAGCCCGAUGACCAGGUUUAUGGAGCACUGUGUCCUCAGUGACAGACUCUUCAGUCUGUACUGAGCAGGAUGUGUUUGCAGAGGGACUCAAUGGACUGUGGCAGGAGGACAAAGAAGCGGAAAGAGGAAGAAAGUGGCCUGGUUCUGACGGCUGACCAAUGGGGAGAGGGGAUUGAAAAAGCAGAAUAAAAUUAGACCAGACUAGAAGUCACUUGUAUGCACUGACAGUGAGGGGACAGAAAUUAUCCCAAUGCCCAGAUUCCUGUGCGAUCAGGUAUGGGAGAGACUGCUGAAGCAGCCAGAACUUGGUGUUUGCUUGGGGAGGAGCCAGAGCA
Molecule: messenger RNA, 1474 nt
Organism: Phyllostomus discolor (pale spear-nosed bat)
Lineage: Eukaryota; Metazoa; Chordata; Mammalia; Chiroptera; Phyllostomidae
Gene: SPMIP11
Product: testis expressed 49
Exons: 4
Coding region: 808-1203 (131 amino acids)
Source: RefSeq, a predicted model, not a curated record